ACAUUUAGUUUUAAUUAACACUCAUACGUGAAAGGUGGUCUAAAAUGUUUAAGCUAGGUUUCAUAGGGAUCGUUUGCCUUUCAGGAAUUGCAUUGGCAUUACCCUCAAAGCCAAUAUUGAGGAAACUGGACCCUCUUCGCUUCCAACAUGCUCGCGAUGAUUCCACUGGACAGUAUCACUUGAUUGACAUGUGGAUGACUGCAGACCACAUCGCGGAAGCGGCUCGGUAUAACCCUGAGGAAUCGAAUGUCUACCACCUUUUCACUAGGCUUAAUCCAACAGUGAGCCAGCCUUUAGUGAUAGGCAAUUUAAAUUGGUUGGCAUCAUCUAAUAUCUCUGGUGCGAGAAGAACCAUCGUCCUUAUCCACGGCUGGAGGGACUCUGCUACCUCCGAACUUAAUACUGUUCUUGUACCAGCACUUCUCGCCGCGGAAGACUUGAACGUGGUGGUCGUGGACUGGAGCGUUGGAGCCAGUACUAUCAACUACCCAGUGGCUUUGGACAAUGCCAUCGCUUCUGGUGUCGCUGUAGAGCAGUUCUUCGAUUGGGUCAACUUCUAUUUACGAGGUUCCCCUGUUCAGUACCACAUUAUUGGCCACGGUCUUGGUGGUCACCAGGCAGGAGUUGUCGCAAGACGCAUGCCUAGACUAGGAGAAUCCGUUCCAUACGUAACUGGUCUUGACCCGUCUUUAGUUGGCUGGAUCAACCACCCCGACCGCUUCAACCCUGACGACGGAGUUUACACUGAAGUGAUCCACACUAAUGCUGGUAUCAACGGGUAUCUAGCUGAUCUGGCAAAAGUGGACUUCUACCCCAACGGUGGGGAAUCCAUGCCGGGUUGUGAUUCCCACUCCUGUGACCAUCUUAGAAGCAUCUUCUAUUUUGCCGAGUCUAUUACUUCAGGAGGGUUCACCGGUAGAAGGUGUGCCAAUUACUUGACUGCCGUCUUGCAAGUCUGUACUCUGCCCGGGACUCUUCAAAUGGGAGGACUGAGGCCCAAAUUCGGAUCUGAGGGCGUAUACUUUUUACGGACCAAUGCUGCUCCUCCUUUCUCUCAGGGAUAAAACAAAUAUCUAAAAAUGUAUGUUACCUAAAUUGCACAUAAAAAGAAUGACAAAAAAUAUUCAAUAUUUUC
This is a messenger RNA of Pectinophora gossypiella (pink bollworm), 1135 nucleotides long. Its product is annotated as inactive pancreatic lipase-related protein 1-like. The coding region runs from base 45 to 1064 and encodes 339 amino acids. The record is from RefSeq and is a predicted model, not a curated record. Gene Ontology annotation, molecular function: lipase activity. The transcript has 6 exons. Lineage: Eukaryota; Metazoa; Arthropoda; Insecta; Lepidoptera; Gelechiidae.